AUGUACAAGAACCAAGGUCCCGAUAUAAGUCUAUAUCUCUUCGGAGAUCAAACCUUUGAUAUCGCGGAGCAGUUCAAAGAUCUCCUCCGAUACAGGAACAAUCCUCUCGUCGAGAACUUCCUCGAAAAGUCAUAUCAACUAAUGCGAAAAGAGCUAUACCUAUUGCCAUCCGCUGUUAGAGAGGGCCUCCCUCGGUUCACCUGUAUCGAAGAUUUUGUCCUCCUUGGCCCGCAAAACAUCGGGAAGUGCAAUGCCCUAGAACUAGCUCUGACCUGCAUCUAUCAGAUCGGAACGUUCAUCAGGCGCAACGAUCUUGGAUCCUAUAACGAUGGGGAGUGUCGCGUUAUCGGACUCUGUACUGGCGCCUUAUCAGCGGCUGCCGUAAGCUGCAGUACUAGCCCGCUUGAUCUCAUUUGCACUGGUAUAAUCGCAGUGAAGACGGCGUUCAGGAUCGGACUGAAAGUUACCGAGGUCGCCGGGAGAUUAGCAGCUUCUGACCAUCAACACCAAAACUGGUCUCUCAUUGUCUCCGGCAUAGGUAUCUCUGAGAUUAUCAAUGAGUUUUGCCAUGAAACCUCGCUAUCAGCGGCCAGUAGGCCCUAUAUCAGCGCUUACAUGGAAAAGUCUAUGACUUUAAGCGGACCCCCGCCUGUGCUGAAACAAUUUAUCAAGUACGCGAGCUCUUCGGGUCUCCGGUUCGCACCCAUCUCAGUAUAUGCUCCAUACCACGCCCCCCAUCUGUAUUCCUCGACAAAUGUCGCAGAAAUCGUGAACAGCCUUAUGCCCGAUGAGCUAGCACUUCGGCGGGAGAUCGUGCCAGUUUUGUCCAGCACAGGUUCUCAAGUCCACGGCGGCACGUUCAGAUCCAUCCUGGAGGCGGCUACUGCCCAGAUUCUGCUGGAACCCAUUAGUUGGAGCCACAUGUUGAAUCAGUUGCAGACGUGCCUCGCCGAGGUACGCCCGAAGUCGUUCACUGUAUUUUCCACGGGAAGCCAUAUGGAUGAAACGAUCUACGCCGCACUCAACAAGACUGAGUGGCGUUAUCUCACGCCUGUCAACGUGGCCCAGACCGAGUCUGCGAGGGCUCAGUCAUUUGAGCCUCAAAAUGGCACUAAUAAGGCCAAGCUGGCAAUUAUUGGAAUGUCUGGGCGAUUCCCGGGUGCCAAACACAACGAGGCUUUUUGGGAUGUCUUGCGCCAAGGCUUGGACCUGCACAAGCCGGCACCGGCCCUUCACUGGGACGUCAAGACACACGUUGACCCUACCGGAAAGAUCAAGAACACGAGUGCGACGCCAUUUGGUUGCUGGCUCGAUGACCCUGGGGCGUUUGACGCCAAGUUCUUCAACAUCUCUCCACGGGAAGCGGCGCAGAUAGAUCCGGCCCAGAGACUUGCGCUGAUGACAGCAUAUGAGGCGAUUGAGCAAGCCGGAAUUAUUCCUGACGCAACGCCCUCUACACGGCGUGACCGCGUGGGCGUCUUCUACGGGGUGACGAGCAAUGAUUGGAUGGAGACCAACAGUGCGCAAAAUAUUGAUACCUACUUUAUCCCGGGUGGGAACCGCGCCUUCAUUCCCGGCCGUAUUAACUACUGCUUCAAGUUCAGUGGACCUAGCUAUGCAGUUGACACCGCUUGCUCAUCAAGUCUAGCUGGCAUCCAUCUGGCUUGUAACGCUUUGUGGCGUGGCGAGAUUGAUACAGCUAUUGCUGGCGGCACUAACGUCUUGACGAACCCUGACUUCACGGCUGGUCUAGAUCGCGGCCAUUUCCUAUCUCGAACGGGUAAUUGCAAGACGUUUGACGAUGGUGCUGAUGGCUAUUGCCGUGGCGAGGGUAUUGGGACUAUUAUCCUGAAGCGUCUUGACGAUGCCAUCGCCGACCACGAUCCUAUCCUGGGGGUCGUCCUGGGCGCUUACACCAACCAUUCGGCCGAGUCUGAAUCGAUUACACGCCCUCACGUCGGUGCCCAACGUGCCAUAUUUAGCAAAAUCCUGAACGAAGCGAGCGUCGAUCCUUUCUCUAUCAGUUACGUCGAGAUGCAUGGCACAGGCACCCAAGCUGGCGAUGCUGGUGAAAUGUCCAGCGUCCUCGAGGUAUUCGCGCCUCCGCCAUCCCAAGUUGUCAAAGUACGCAAGAGCGACGAGCCCGUCUACAUCGGGUCGGUGAAGCCCAACGUUGGCCACGGAGAGGCUGCUUCGGGCGUCACAGCUCUCAUUAAGGUUCUGCUCAUGAUGCAAAAAAACGAGAUCCCUCCGCACUGCGGCAUCAAGACCAUCAUCAACCGCAAGUUCCCAACCGACCUGAAGGAGCGCAACGUCCAUAUUGCUCUGGAGCCAACUACGUGGCCUAAGAGCUCAGACCCUUCUCGACCCAGGCGUGCUUUUGUUAACAACUUUAGUGCAGCUGGAGGUAACACGGCUUUGUUGAUCGAGGACGCACCCAUCCUACCUGCGCUGCCUACUGCUACCACCUCUACAAGACCUCAUCUUAUUGCCGUGUCGGCCAAGAACGGAGCUUCACUCCAAGGCAAUCUCAAGUCGCUUCUCCGUUUCUUACAGGAGAAUGAAGACAUUCCAUUGGGACAGAUUUCCUACACCACGACAGCGCGUCGCUUACACCACCAACAUCGCGUCAUGCUGCACAGCUCGACUGUAGGAGAGGCCUGUUCCCAGAUCGAGGCCGCGCUUCGGGAUGGCACGGGAAUGAAGAGGCCCAAGAGUGCGCCUAAACCCAUAUUUUGCUUCACAGGUCAGGGGGCCCAAUACCCGGGCAUGGGCAAGGAGCUCUGGGACAACUUUUCACUCUUCAGAUCCGAAAUGAGUCAGCUCGACAAAAUGGGGCAGACGCUCGGGUUUCCUUCAGUCAUGUCAGUCGUUCAAUCCGACGAGAAGGAUAUCUCGGGUUUCCCUCCUACCGUAGUCCAGCUGGCUAAUGUCUGCAUGCAAAUUGCGUUGGCUCGGCUGUGGGCCUCAUGGAACAUUACCCCUGCUGCCGUCCUUGGCCAUAGCCUAGGCGAAUAUGCUGCUCUCAACAUCGCGGGUGUUCUGUCGGAUGUCGAUACUCUUUACCUCACUGGCAGGCGAGCUGAAAUCCUUGAGAGAAAAUGUGCGCGUGGCACACAUGCUAUGCUUGUCGUCAUGGCGUCUGUCGAGAAGAUAGCCGCCCUUCUGAAAGGUGAAGCGUACGAGAUUGCUUGCAUCAAUUCACCCGUUGAGACCGUCCUAGCCGGCACAGUACAGAGAGUCGCCGCUCUUAAGGAAAUGCUGACGGCAAGCGGACUGAAAUCGACUGUUCUGAAGGUUCCCUACGCAUUCCAUUCCUCUCAGAUUACACCCAUUUCCGACGAGUACGAAUCUGCGGCUUCUUCUGUUACUUUCUCCAAGACCAAGAUCCCAGUCCUCUGUCCCCUCGAUGGCACCAUUGCUGACGGAGAAAAUCAUCCCUUCAACGCUCGCUACCUCGUCCGCCAUGCUCUCGAACCUGUCAGAAUGAUGCAGACCCUCUUGAACGCAAAGAACGAGGGCAUCAUCAAUGACCGGACUGUGUUCAUCGAAGUUGGCCCGCACCCGGCAAUCGCUGGCAUGAUCAAUCCAGUGUUGGGCAAACAGACGGCAUGCGUGGCAUCUCAAUCCAGAGGAAGGUCGUUGUGGAAGACCUUGGAGCCUGCUCUGAGCACGGUCUACAUGCUUGGGGCUAACGUUUCUUGGGGCGAGUACCAGCGCGACUUUGAGUCGACACACAAAGUCAUUAAACUACCUGCGUACAGCUGGGACAUUAAGGACUAUUGGAUGCAGUACGUCAAUGACUGGUCGUUGCGCAAAGGUGACCCGGCUGUAGUGGUCAGCAAGGAACCAAUGAUGAGUGAAACAAACAAACUUGAUAGUACGACCAUCCACAGGGUCGUUGAGGAGACGGGAGACGCAGCCCAGGUUCGCCUCAUUGUAGAGGCAGACAUCCAGCGCGACGAUCUUUCCCCACUCGUACAGGGUCACGAAGUCAACAACAUCCCUCUCUGCACGCCAUCAGUCUACGCAGACAUGGCCUUGACGCUCGGUAAAUACCUGUUGGACAAGUACCAGCCUCAGACGCGACACAGGCUGGUAGACGUAUCUGACAUGACUAUUUCCAAGGCUUUAAUCUUACGAGCCGGAGCCGCCGAGCAGCUCUUGCAGGCACAUGCUGAUGUGGACUGGAAAACUAUGUCUGCUCAGGUCAAGUUCAUGUCUUUCAACAACAAGGGCAAGUUGCAGGAACAUUCGCGGUGCACCCUAGUCUUCAAGGACGGAAAUCUCCAGGAGAAGCUCCAAAAAGACUUGGACAAAGUUCAACAAAAGCUGAAGGCUCUGCGAGAUGGAAUUGCGCAAGGCACCACAGCUCGCUUCAAUACUGCAAUGGUAUACCGAGCCAUUCGUCCUCUUGCCCGCUUCCAUAACGACUACCGCGCAAUCGACGAAAUUGUGCUUAACAGCAAUACCCUGGAAGCUUCAAGUGUUCUGAGCUACGGGGCUGUGAAGAGAGGUGGUCACUUCCACACUCAUCCGGCUAUCAUUGACUCUCUCACGCAAUCUUGUGGGUUCACAAUGAACUGUAACGACAGCAGCGAUCUGGACGUGGACGUUUUCAUGAAUCAUGGCUGGGGUUCUUUCCAAAUCUUCGAGCCAAUUGAUUUUGAGAAGUCAUACACUACUUACACACAUAUGCAGGCCGGGCAAAACAACCUGUGGUAUGGUGACGUCGUAGUCCUUGACGGUCAUAAGGUUGUGGCUUUCUUUGGCAAGAUUGCGAUUCAAUGUGUUAGUCGGCGCGUUCUCAAGGUCAUCUUAUCGAUGGAAAGCGGACAAAAGUCGAAUGCCCAGCAAGCCAGCGCCGUGAAAGCUCCACAGAAGGUCGCCCCUACAAGGCCUGUGGUCACCAUUCCAUCUAGCUCGCAGCCAUCGACAAAAACGUCUGCCCCGUCGGCAUUGAGCAACAAGUUCUCUACGGCCUUGAACAUCAUCGCGGAAGAAAGUGGGCUCUCUGUUGAUGACCUGUCAGACAACACCGUCUUUAGCGAUGUAGGCAUUGAUUCACUCCUGGGAUUGACCAUAGCGGCUCGGUUGAAGGAGGAGCUAGAUGUCGACUUAGAGUUCAACUCGUUCUUUUACGAAUUUCCGACGGUAAAGGACCUGAAGCAUCAUUUUGGCAACGGGCCCGAAUCGGCCGACGAGAUGUCGUCUCCGGACACUCCCAUGUCUCAAUCCGGCUGGGACGAUUUAUCAACCCCUAUAACCGUUCCUUCUACACCAACAGGAUGUGCAGACCAGCCGAGCCAGAAGGUCGACUUCAACAAGGUGCUUGACAUAAUCUCAGAGGAAAGCGGAGUGGCCGUUGAGGAGCUCACCCCUGACACUAAUCUUGGCGACUCGGGCGUUGAUUCCCUUCUCUCGCUGGUGAUCGUCAGUCGCCUCCGCGACGAGCUUGAUCUCGAUAUCCAGCAGGAGUCCUUGUUUCUCGAUUGCCCGACUGUGGCCGAUCUCAGAGAAGUCUUGACUGGCCGCGGCUCUCGGGUAGCGGCGCCCAAGUCAAUUUCGCCGGCUUCUUCGGCAUCGUCUAACUGGACACCAGCUCAGCCAGUUGUUACGAUGGAAUCCAAAGCUUCUCCUCUUACUGCCACUGACAAGGACGCCUUGGAAGAACGUGAGAGGGCCGUUGAUGCUUGCGUUAAAAAGUACACUGCUGGCUGGACACCUCCGACCUCUGCGCCGUAUGGUGCGAUGCCGAUUAAAGAAGAGAAGGUCGUUCUCGUGACAGGUGCCUCGGGAAGCCUCGGUGGACAUCUGGUCUACCAUCUCGCACAAUUGCCGGAUGUGAAGACGGUCAUAUGCCUCAACCGCGAAAAUAAAGCCGAGCCAUUCACACGUCAGCUCAAAGCUAUGAGGGACAAAGGAAUCCGUUAUCCUGAGAAUCUGAAGCAUAAGUUGAAGGUCUACCAGACCGAUUACUCCAGGCCCAACUUCGGGCUGGACGAGAAAACAUACGUCUCGCUAUGGAAGACCACGACGCAUCUCAUCCAUCAGGCUUGGCCGAUGAGUGCUAAGCGCGCCUUCUCCGGCUUCGAAACGCAGUUCCAAGUAUUACGAAAUCUAGCAGACUUUGCGACAUUAGCCGCCUCGCAAUAUCCGGCCGGAUUCAAGUUCAGCUUCCAAUUUGUCUCGUCGGUCGGUGUAGUCGGACAUCACAGGCUAGGAAAUGAGCCAACCAUUGUGCCUGAGGAGCUAGUUGGCAUUGAGAGUGUUCUGCCCAACGGUUAUAGCGAUGCCAAAUGGGGCUGUGAGCGGAUGCUGGCAGCAACGAUGGGCAAGCAUCGCGGCUUCUUCCGCCCUAUGGUCGUACGGCUGGGCCAGAUUGCCGGGUCGAAGACAAGCGGGUACUGGAAUCCGAUGGAGCAUUUCGGGUUCAUGAUGAAGUCUUCACAGACGCUCAACGCUAUUCCCGACGUGCCUGGCACCGUCUACUGGGCGCCCGUCAAUGACAUUGCUGCGACCUGUUCCGACCUUAUACUUUCGGACCGCGAGCCCUUCCCCGUCUAUCACAUCGAAAAUCCACACGGCAUUCCGUGGCAUCACAUGACACGCGUGCUUGCCAAGGCGAUAGGAAUCACCGACCUGAUUCCCUUCAAGGAAUGGGUCAGGCGCGUGGCCGAGGCGCCGCAGCGUAACAACCCGGCUUCUACUCUUCUCGAAUUUCUCGACGAAACCUAUCUGCGUAUGGCGUGUGGUGGGCUCGUUCUUGGUGUCGAUCACACCUUGGAGCAUUCUAAGACGCUACGCGACCUGGCGCCUGUAAAUGACGAGAUUGUUAACAAAUAUGUCCAUAUUUGGAAGGAAAUUGGGUUUUUAGCAAAUAACUGA
Molecule: messenger RNA, 6888 nt
Organism: Colletotrichum graminicola M1.001
Lineage: Eukaryota; Fungi; Ascomycota; Sordariomycetes; Glomerellales; Glomerellaceae
Product: beta-ketoacyl synthase domain-containing protein
Exons: 4
Coding region: 1-6888 (2295 amino acids)
Biological process (GO): secondary metabolite biosynthetic process; fatty acid biosynthetic process
Molecular function (GO): phosphopantetheine binding; 3-oxoacyl-[acyl-carrier-protein] synthase activity; fatty acid synthase activity
Source: RefSeq, a predicted model, not a curated record